CUGCAGCUUCAUCUUGAGAGGGAUUGUUGAAAGGUAAUUUGCAUUUGAUAAAAUAAAUCAAUAAAUGGUCAAUCUUGGAGCUAAAUUUAAAAAGUCCAUUACUACAUGGGACAUAGUUGGUUGAGGAGCUUAUCAUGUUCCCAUCCUAUCAAUGAAGCAAUCAACAAGUUGGUUAUAAUGAGAAGGAAGUUGAUUGAUGAUAAAAAGACUCAACAACCGGUGCAUUAUGACAAGCAACUCACAUGGACAGCAAAAUGGAAAAGACUCAAUAGAUAAGCCAAACAAUGCAUGAGACAUAUAUUCAAUAUCAUGUCUUUUGCUCAUUUACGUUCAAUACAUGGAGGAAAGAUGAAGGGCCUGCAUUUGUGAGUUAUCGUUCUUAUCGUUCAUUUUCUUUCACCAAAUGUUUGCUUUGUCUUGAUCCAAAAUUACCAUUACAUCCGCAAAUACCCAAGAAAUUUGGUAUUAGAGUUAAUACCCUUCUAUCCUCUAAAAAAACCCACCUUUCUAGCUUACACAAACUUUCUCAAAAAAAGCCAUGGCAACAACUUCAUCAAAUACCAUGUUUGCUACCUCCUCUAAUCAAAUUCUCAUUUUCGAUGGAGAAUUGUACGAGUACAGGAGUGCCCAAAUGGAGCCAAUUUUCACCUCUCAAGAUUGAUCUGUGGGAUAUAGUCCAAGAAGGAUAUGGAGAUCCACAAGACGAGGAUGAAGACUCGAAAAAACGAGCAGGCAAGCAGAUAAAGGAGUACAAGGAGAAUGACAAGCAAAAUGCCAGCGCCUUGAGAAUCAUUCAGCAAGCAGUGAGCAAAUCUAUUUACCCAAGAAUCUAUGGGAUGUCUUGCGUAAACAAUUUCAAGGUUCUGAAAAGUCGAUCUCCAUCAGGCGACAAAGUUUAUGGCGCCAGUUCGACAACUUGAUGAUGAAGGAACUCGACACCAUCAAAGACUUCCAUUCGCGUGUGGCGGAGACAGUCAACCAGAUCAAAGCCACCGGUGACGUCAUGGAAGAAAGAAAAUUGUGGAGAGAAUUCUCCACAGUUUUUCAUCAAAGUUCGAGCAUAUUGUUGCUGUCAUUGGAGAAAACAACGAUUUGGCAAAUCUACCAAUGAGCAAGUUGAUGGGCUCACUUGUAGCACAUGAGCAAAGAAUGAGCCGAUUCACCAAACCGCCAAUUGAGCAAGCUUUCUCGUCAAAAGUAAACAUAACGGAAAGUAAAUAUGCCAAAUCGGA
Molecule: messenger RNA, 1232 nt
Organism: Linum trigynum
Lineage: Eukaryota; Viridiplantae; Streptophyta; Magnoliopsida; Malpighiales; Linaceae
Source: the annotation of a GenBank genome assembly